GUGAUGGCGGACGGUGGUUAGAGUUUUGUUGCUAUCUUAUGAGUUGGUUAAGCGCUCCAAGUCAUAGAUGUAUCUCAUUCAAUAGAUUAUAACUCAUUGAAAUACUUUCCACACGCUUUAACUAAGAACCAGAAAUAAGAAUGAUUAUGAGUCAAGGAGCUUUUGGAUUUCGUCGACAAUCUGAAAUGCCAAAGAUGGCGGGGAACUUGCUCAUUUGCGAAAGAAAUUUGGAAGUUACUUGACAGAAUCGUGAACUUUCGACUACGUCAUUUCUCCAGACGAUCACGUGAUAGAAAGAGCCAGUCAAUGGAACAAAAUAAAGUUGACAGUAGCUUGAGAGAGGCCCACUAUCAAUGGCGGUACACAUCUGAUAAUGUCGCGGGAACAAAGUUUCAGAGGUAGGAGAGCGGGAAGUCAUUGAUUUCGCAAUUCAGCUGCUUACCCAAAGGAGAAGAGCUGAGUCUUUUACAUUUCUCUCGGAACAUCUCAAUAUUUAUCUUUGUUUUCGCCCUCGAAAUUCGAUUCACAGUAACAAGAGUAAUGUGAUUAUUUUAUUUUCGUUUUCGUGCAUGCAACGUCGUUCUGUAAUUGCGUAUGCAUCAGACAUGUUCACCACUUAACGUAGCUUCGACGAACUCCGGUCGAGUCUUGAUGGUUCUAACCUUCAUGGAAAAUUAAUUAUUUUCAAGAAGUUUGCAGCGUUGAGACGUCAAACCAUCAAAAAGAACGUUUUUGUGGAAAGGGUUUAAUAAGCAGCGAGCAUUUUUGAAAAUACAAAACGAAACUAGAAUUGGACUGACAGUCGUUUUGCGCAAUUAAGUAACCAAAGAAGACAGAAUCUCUGACUUCCUCACUGCGAAAUUCGUAUUUUGGAAAAAAUAGUGGUUUGUUUUGAUUUGCCACCAAUCGGCAAUUGGCCUGAUUCGAGUUAUCGUGGAUAAAACUGAUAAAAAAAUAAAAUAACGAAAAUUGUUUGAGUUUUGAAAAACUUCUCAAGAAAUAGGGGUUUGACUUUGAUUUGCAGUUACAGAUCGAGUUAAAUCGAGUUUGAGUGUACAAUUUUGGCAUGUAUACAUACAAUUAUAUAAUUAUAUUUCGAUUGUUCAAAACUAAAACCGACAAUGUUAGUAAUGCUAGAAAUGCAUAAAAAUAAAUAUAAAAAAUUCCACUUGAAAUGUAAAUGCUCGCUGAGAGAAAAAUACAUUUGUGUUUGUGAAGGUUGAUUUUGUUUUAAAUAAUUUUCGAACCAGAAUGAAUUGCUUUCAUAAAUGAAAUAGUGACAUGUAAAACACAGAUUGGUCAGGUAUCAUAACUGCAGUGAUGACAAAUUAAAGAUCACAGCUGAAAACAGAUUUAACUCCUCAAAGACUUAUAAAUCGGUCAGAAAACAUACUAUGUGUCAACUGAAAAAUUUAAUGAAGUUUACCCCAUAAUAGCAAUUGGUAAACACUGACAGUCAGCUGGCUAAUGUAUAGUGCAUCUGUAAACUAAGGAACUGGCAAAGCAAUUUGGAUGUGACUGUUGAAUUUGUCUUGAAUGAUGUGUGGUUGUUGUAAGCCAGUGACUUCAUGCAUGUAGAGUAUACAUUUAAAUGAAGAGUUAAGUUUUUAAGCAUCCAAAUAAUGUUCUUUCAAAUAGCAAUCUUUUCAUAUAAGAUUAAGAUUUUAGGUGAGAUCUGUUUAACAUCUGUGUCAUGAUAGUGAAUAUUUUGAAAUCAAUUUCUCUGUUGUUGUAUUCUCCCAGGGUCUCGACCUCUUGUUACUUUUGGCCCCAAAGAUUGGGCCUCACAGAUAGUUAGAGGCAAAUUGGAAAUUUUGGAGGCAUGUCGGCAUCAUAUCCCAAAUCUUGGAUGCCUUUUGCUUGAAGGCUCUCUGUGUUCUGCAUCCUCUAAUGGAUUACAGUUUUUUCCUGGUCCAUUUGUCAAAAUCCAAUUAGUGGUGGCAUUAAGGAAUGACAAGCAAGAGCUGUUUGAUUGCCGACUGGUGACUGCUGGAAAUCAACAAUGCAAAGUUGUAAGUACUCACACCAUCUAUUAUAAUCAAUAUGACAGAGUUAGUAAAAGAAGGCCUACAAAAAAACUUGUCAAGCUAGAUUAAUUUUACCUAUAGGUCUAUAACUUGCUUUCCUCUCCCUGUGAUAAGUUGUGUUUCCAUCCAGUCUUUUAGACAAGGUGGGAGAUUUGAUAUAAUUUCUAAUUCCAUGUUACAAUUUACAGGUCUCUCUUUCUGCAGACAUUUCUCUUAAAGAUUACUUGGUUCUUGUAAUGGUCAGCUACAGUGUACAUCCUUAACCCUUUCUUGAUAGCGUUGAUAUACCUCAUUAGUUGAUGACACGGGAAACAGUUUUUAUAUUAUGUAACUUUUUAAGUGCCAAUAUCUCUUUAUUAAUUCUCUUAACUGUCUGUUGUAUAAUUUCCACAAUGUUAGUUUGGAGAAUGUGGUACUGGACCAACUGAUAAACUCCUAAUCAGUAUUCCUUUAUUCCCAUCACUUGUCUGCCUAAUAUUGUAAUGAUAUUGUUAGGAAAAAUUCUGUCUUGGUCACUCAUGAGAGUAGAAGGGUUAUUAUGCAUGCAACAGUCACAGUCACAUUGAGGUAUUGAUAUAAGCAGCCUCUAUAUGAAAAUAUAUUUAUUGUAUAUUACUCUCAUCACCACUGGCUGAUUAAUCAACACACUAAUUGCUAGCCCAGUAUGUUUUCCUGGACUCCAGUUGUUUUGGCAAAAUCCUUAUUCAUUUCUAAACAGAAUUUGCGUCAAUGAGGUCAUCAGUGGCUCUUUGAAUAUAAUCUUCAGCUCUUAAACUUCAUUUAAUCUGUGUUCUGAUUGCAGAAUGGAGGACGAAGUGUGAUCAAAGCAGAAGUGAAACCAGCUGGUUCCAUGUAUUUAGCAGAAACAUUGGCCAUUGACUGCAGUGGAGAUGAGCUGGGUUCCUUUGCUAGGAAUUUUGUAUUUCUCCUUCCAGCUAGCAUUCCUACUGAGUACCUCAUUUCACUUGAAUUCAGAGCAGUAACUGGGGAAUUGCUAGAUGACAUACAACUCCAAGUAUUGACUCAUUAUCAACAGACAAGUUUGUUUGACUUUUGUGAUGGCCAUUCCUUGUCAUCAGUGGAAUUACCAUGCCCUAAAAAGGAACUUGUUGGUAAGUUUCUGUUGUCCUGUGUGUGCCAAAAUAAACUUGGUUUACAAGCAUACACAAUCCGUAUAUGCUUGCUUGGCUUGUUGUUCACUUAAGGGUGUUAGUGUAUGAUAAUAUUCAGACAAAGCACAUGUCCAGGGAGGUUACUUGAUGGAAUGUCAAUGGAUAACAUGGUUUCAUAAAACUGGUCUUGCUUGAAGUUUACUGAAUCUAUGACAUAUCAGUCUUUGGUACCAAUAGAUGUCAUUUACAUGUAGAACACUUGGCUACUCUUGGCUAUUAAAUGAGCUUCUUCAUUCCUUCCUUGAUAAAUUCUGAUUGCCUGUCUUCAGGUAAGGAUAAUUAUUGUUAAGGCUAUAAGUUGAUCAUUGUUGGAGUUAACACGUCAAAUUAUUGAAGAUUUAAUAUUCAAUUUGGUGGAUUAUGAGCCAGCUUAAAACUUGCAUGACUGUACAAAACAUACUUGUACAUGUAUGACUAUUGUCAAAUUUUUGAAUAAAGUUCAUUUAGGUAAUCCAGUGCAUGUAAAAAUACAGAAUUCUUUAUGAUGUAAGAAAGCUUGAAAUAACUUUGACUAGUGCACCUCAAUGGAUAUCAAUUUUGCUUGAUUUGACAACUGAACCUAGCUAAUGUAUAGUCACUGUGUGCAUUCUUGUACAUGUAUACUCCAAUACUCAGUGAAGAUUGUAUAUAUUUUUACAUACAUCAGGUAUUUUGGGAACUCUAGAAGCUCAGAAGAUUGUGUCAUAUUUUCAGGAAUUAGUGGAAAAUGGUAAAUUUAAGGAUAAGGAAAACUAUAAUUGUACAUUAUAUGUAUUUAUUAAUUAACCAUAAUAAUUAUUGAUUAUUAUUAUUACUAUUAUUACCAACACUGGAUGCUGUAAAAUUUAUGACCAUUAUAAAACUCCUUGCAUUCUUGUUAACUGAUUGUGACAACUGAGGGUUUUUUUAGGGGUUCUGAGAGGCCAGCAACACAUACAAAGCAAAAAUUGACCCAAGAACCUCCCUCCCUGUUACUGCUAAGCUUUACAUUUAAAAAAUUUCUAUUAUUGUUGCAUACAUCUUUUGGUUAAUACAUUGUAAGUAGCUCACAAUUUAAUUGAAUUUGUUCCUGUACACAAUUUAAUAAGUAUCAGUGGAAAUAUUGGAAUCACAGUGCUCUACUUUGAAUUGUGGUGAACCAAACAUGUCAUGAAACAAACUGUUAUCAUUUUGUGUCAGGUGCAGGGAGAUGCUUCAGACGAGAUCAACUCCGUCUCUUCCAGACCAUAGACGAGCUCAGUCAUUCAGAGGCUUCACUACAGGAUCUGCAUCUUGCUGUAAAGCUGGAGGUACAGUGUAGUCAACGUUACAUUAUUACAGUAUACUGUUAGUUAUAUGGUUUCAAUAUUAUGGAAUGUAUGUAGAAGUAUCGAGGCUUCACUUGGCCUUUGUUUGGCACAUUGCAGUGCUUGUGUAAAUACAUGUACCUCUUACUAACCAAGUUCAAGGUUUGUGCUGUUAGUAGCGGAGCAAGAUUCUGAGCUGAAAACAAAGGUCCAUAACUUAUAGUACAGACUGAGAAAACAAGGUGUCUUAGUUAUUUCUUGUACAUCUGUGUCCAAACAGAGAUGGAAGAGUUGAAUUAAAUCAAACUUUUGAAUUUAGGUGCUGUUACAGUGUAAUACACCCUGCUAAAUUGACCAGUGCAUGUACCAACUGAGCAAUAUACAUGUACCACAUAAUUAUAUUUUUACAAAUGGAAUAAAAUCCCAAAUGUAUUCACGUAGCACAGACUUUAAUUUUGAUUGUACUUGAAAGCUUUCUUAACGUUUAAUCUGCACUGGUUACUAUGUGCCUCAUAUUAAAUAAUGUUCAAGAGGUGCAUGUUCAUCAUGAUAAACUACUAUAAUUAUAAUUGGUGGCAUGAUCAGAAAAGUAUUUCUGGAAAUAUGAGCUUGAAUUCCUUAUUUAUAAUUUUAUUCAUUCAUUUUAGGAAAGUCUCAUGCUGUACCAGAUGGGAGAUUAUGAAAGAUGCAAGCAGUUGGGUGAGAGCAUCUGCCUUCAUGCUAACACCUACCACUCACCAAAUUACAAUUCUAUUGCUGGAAGGGCAAAGUGCACUAUCUCAAGUGCUUACAAGAUGGAAAGGAACUUUACUAAGGCUGAGGAACUUUUGGAUUCUUCUACUGAGGUUAGUUAUUUCUAUUUAGAACCAUUAAUUUUUUCAUCUCUUUCAUUAUUUGUCCCAUUAAUUUGUAUAUGUAACAGAGUUUAGCUUUUUCCAGAUUCCUUAAUUAUGUGUAUCUACAUCUGUACAAGCUUAUUUCUACUUAUUUCUUUAGGUGUGUAUAAAAUGUCUAAAAUAUGGUCAGUUAUCACCUUAAUAAAAAUUUUUCAUUCCGCAUAAGCUGCUAUAAAAUUCAUCUGUUUUUAUAGGCAUUUUAUUACCUUCACCUCUUAAAUGUUUUAUGUGUCUCUACACAUCUUAUUUUGCAUCUAGGCAUCACUGGAAACUUACCUGACAAUAUCCCUGUCUUGGUUCAUGGCCCUUUUUGUGAUGCUUCUGUUAAAAGAAAUAUGUAAAAAGAUGUUUUGUCUCACACAUUCACAUGAAAAAGGCAUAGUUGACAAAAGUGUUCUGUGAAGGUGUCUUUCAUUCUGAAGCCACUGUGCUGUAUGAGUUUGAUAGGCACUGUUUCAGAGCCUUGUUGUUACCAUCUGAAGAGAGAAAGAAGAUUAUCCAUGACAUGUUGGAUGAGGCUUAGAGGACUUUUCUUUUCUCUCCUUCUUUUCAGCUCUUAGAGUCUGUUGUCCCUGGUGAAGAGACUGCAAUUAACAGAACCUGUCUUGCUGCUUUGUUGUCUGAGAAGGGCACUGUUGAAGGAAUCACUGAGCAAGAAAAAAAGAAACUCAAGAAAGCCUUGAAGGAUGCAAUGCUACACUACAGACACCAGCUCAACAAAACUCAAAGAAGGAAUGCUAAUAGUCCCAGAAGGGCUCUGAUUAGAAUGAUUCUAUUCUAUCUUCACUCCACUCGAGACCAAGCCACAAACUUGCAGAUAGCUGUGUCCAACAAAGUGUUAAACAAAGUGAAGGAGUUUGUUGAACAAUUCAACAGAGAGUUUCUUGUAAAUUGCUCCAUGAGAGACAAGGCAUUGUUUUGUAAUGCCUAUGGUGACUUGCUGAUCAGGAAAGGACAAUAUGAAGAAGGUUGGUAAAAUUAAUGGUUAUUUACGUUAUUUUUUAUUUUUCAAUUUUUUUUUCUCAUUUACUCAACAUUUACUUUUGAAUGCUUAAGUGUUAUUUAAUGAUGAGUUCAAACAUUACUGUUGCGUGCUUCUCCACAGCCAUCAGUUCAGUGUCUGAGGCUUUGAGAAUAGCAGAAGAUCUUCAGCUGCAGACAGAUAUAAAGGGAGCACGUGACCGACUUCAGCAACUCGAUCGGCUGCGUAUGGAGCGAGGGGAGGGUAGACGGGGGCCUCAUGACCUGGACGAGAGAAGAGUGGCGAGAUAUCAGGGCUUCGAAGAGCCAGGGUUUGAAGUCCUGGAGAGAUUUCUUGAGCAGCUCACUCAGCGUGUACAGAGAUGUAGACAGUACUAAAAAGUUGCAGAGGACACUGACAUUUCAACAUCUCCAUUCUAGAAACAAACCAUCAUGAACGAUCACCUGCCGUUUGUAGUGGGUUCCUGUCUGUAUUGUUACAAAAACUAGUUUUACUGAUAGGUGUACUGUGGUUAUUUGUGGCUUCAGCUUUUUUUCAUAAUGAAACAUAUCGUUGAAUUCCUGACGCCUUAACUGUCAUUACAGGGCUCAGCAAUGCAGUUCUACACGGACAAAGCUUAGUAAUGUUGUCGCUAUUGCUCUCAAGUUUAGGCAUGUAAGUCAUGUGGCAGAUUGUCUCCACUCGUUGACUGCAUUGCACUUUCUCCCCUCCUAGGAAAACUUGCCAUAAUGUAUAAUAUUCUCACGGCUGUAGAUAGCGGGUAUUACGUAAUGACGUAUACUGUAUACGCCUCCGAUCUUAGUAUAACUGAGUUAUGUAAAGGAACAAAAAAUUUAUUGUCAGAGUUUAACCAAGUAAAUGGAUUUAACCUCACUCACUUUCACUAAGAAAUAUGAGUAUUCCGCUUUAUUUAGAUGAAUCGUAGCAUGUAUGGUGUUACCGUGACGUCAUAAUCUUCAUCGUAUUACAGUAUAUAAAACUUGAUUAGUAAACGAUUAGUUAAGAUGGGGAAUGCACGUGUUUGGAUAUUCUCCUGAGAACUAGAGCCGCAAAUGUUGGUGUGUAAAUUCAUUUUAUAUUGUACAUCGCAUCAGUUAGCGUUUUGUAAGUUCAUUUCCAGUAGCCUUUGGCUUUAUAUGGAACAUAAGUGAAUAAAGUAAAUGAGUACGAC
Pocillopora meandrina is the source of this 7513-nucleotide messenger RNA. The record is from the annotation of a GenBank genome assembly. NCBI's taxonomy places the organism in Eukaryota, Metazoa, Cnidaria, Anthozoa, Scleractinia, Pocilloporidae.